Argentina anserina (silverweed cinquefoil) is the source of this 3562-nucleotide messenger RNA. RefSeq lists its product as uncharacterized. The record is from RefSeq and is a predicted model, not a curated record. The coding region runs from base 2010 to 3260 and encodes 416 amino acids. NCBI's taxonomy places the organism in Eukaryota, Viridiplantae, Streptophyta, Magnoliopsida, Rosales, Rosaceae. The transcript is spliced from 2 exons.
GGAGGGGGGGGGGUGUUUGAUACCUUGCCUAAGCAAUAGUUUUGAUUUUGUGAGAUUUGAAUACUUGUAGUUUGAUCUUCUAAUCUGUGGAAUCAGUAAAGAGACAAUGAUCUGGAUUAUAGCUAUUAGUAAUCACUUCUCACAUUUGGAUGAAACUUUCUGUGCAAAUCCUCUGUUCACUCUCUUACAUACUUGCAUCUCGUUCUGCAUACAAAUCUAUGCAGACAUUUCUGACAGUCAAAUAGGACGGGCAACUAUUUGAACAGAUAUUGAUGAUCUCCCUCCUCUUUGGGGUAUUUCCAACCUCCCAAAAAAAAUUUGCUCACUGUUAUUAAUCCAGAGGUGUAUAGCUUGAUUAGAAGAAGCAAAUUAUUUACUGUACACUUGAGUAGUGGAUGCUAACUGUAAGUGCGGCCAGUAAACUCUGAUGUGAGGCAGAGAAGCCAUGCCUCUGCCACCGUUACAGUAAACAAAAUAGCAGUAAAAACUUGAUUAGAAAAGGCAGUAAUUAAAAGAUCUAAUAAUUUGAGGGAAGGGGCUAGGAAGGAAGGUAUGGAGCAUUUCUGUCCCGUAAUAUGGUGUGGAAAUGCCUUUGCAAAUAGGUCCAAGUUAUCUGUCUCACUAUGAACAGAUUCAAAUCAUGUUGAACAACUUGUAUAAAACAGAAACUUUGGAUGGUUUCCUUUUCUCACUAUAAAAGAGAUUAUAUAGAAGUUACAACAGUAAUGGAGAUUCUUCUGUCAGUCUAUUGUAGGCUUCUGCUGACGUUUUCUGGAGAGUCUGGUCCCCAUUUCACUCGUAGACAAUACACUAGAUUAUCCCUCAAUUCUUUGAUGCCUAAAAUGUCCUCUCUGUACCGUCCAGUUAAUACGUAGAACCAUAAGAUACACAAAUUAAUAUUAAGGAAAUUACUAUUGUCUUUGAAAACAAUUGUUCUUCUUUCCAUUUUCUCAGUUGGUUUGGUAUCUGGUCUAGGGGAUGGAGAUGGCAAUUCUUGUUUUUGUGAUGUACAUAUUUAUUAGAACACGCUGGGAGGUUUCUAUGGUCUGUGACUUUGAAUAUUUGGUGAAUUUAUGUCCUGGUAUUGCAGGCAUGCCAAGUUUACACCAUCUGUUAUCACUUUUAUGAUCACUCAUCCAAAAUCAGUUUUAGGAAAAUAAAUGUCUGUUGAGUGGUCAAUGUAGAAUAAUGUCGUAAUUGUACACGGCAAAGCUUCUACACAAGAAAUGGUUGAAAGUUAUAUGGCAACAGUUCACACUAGAAUUUGUUCUGUUAGGCUUCAGUUGACUGCAGUUUAGUACUGGACUACUGGUUUAACGAGUGCACACGCAUAUGAGUCUUAAGAACAUUGCUAUAGUUUCUUAGUUUCCUUUUACAGAAUGGUUUUUCUAGUUAUAUAUUGUGAUGUGAUUCUAUGACGAUAAGCAUUUGGUAAAUUAUUAAUACUUGAUGUGCAUAAUAUAUCAUUUUCUUUGUUGAGAUGAUGAUUUGAACUUAUGAUUUCCAUUUUCAUAAGUCAUCACUUAGAUUGAAACUAGUGAGUUACUUAAUUCACACUAAUGUUUUGCAGUCAUUUUUGAACAUUUUAUUUAAAAGUUUACAAGUUUUACUCAGCUCUAAUGUUCUGUAGUCAUUAUGGACACUUUAUUAACAUUACAACUUGGACUCUCAGAAGUUUCCUGCAAGAACUCUAUUAAUCAAAAGGAGGCCAAUUUACAUCUCUAGUGGUUAUUUAGGCGAAACUUCCUAACUGCUAUUUAAGGCGGGUAAUAAAACGGUAACAUAUGAGGUUUGCCAAAUCAGGGAAAAAUACAAAGAAAUUUAAAAAACCUAGACUGUCCCCAGCUAUUUAUAACAUCCAUGAGGGCCUCCGGACUUCUUCAGAUCAACCUGUGCUUAUCUGCUGCAUAGUGUACUUUGUUCUUCAGAAUAUAGGAAAAACCCAUGAUUCUCCUCCCAACCUACCACCUCUUCCUUUCUUCCCUUCCUAGCUAAACACUAAGAGAGAUAUGAGGCAGAGUCGAUACUCAAAGCAAGAGACUGAUCAGUUAAUGGAAAUUGAUGACCUUAGUAAGCUCAAAGAGGAACCUCAUCAUCUUUCUGGUGCUUAUAUCCGUAGCCUAGUGAAACAACUCACCUCUUCAAGAACCAGAGACACCAUGAACCCCAAAGACCUCCUUCAUUGUGGCACCAAAUUUAGGGAAGGAUUUAGUGAAACCCAAAAUACACAGCAACCCCAACAACCUCAACAGCACAAAAAACAAGUUAGGAGGAGACUCCACACCAGUAGACCAUACCAAGAAAGGCUCUUAAACAUGGCUGAGGCUAGGAGGGAGAUUGUCACUGCUCUAAAGUUUCAUAGAGCGGCUAUGAAACAAGCCAGUGAACAACAGCAACAACAUCAAGAAGAAGAAAAGCAGCCACAAUCGCAACAAUUGCUGCCUCAACCCCACUACCCCUGUUCUGAGCCAGAAGGAAGGAUUAAAUCUAGGAGAAAUCCUAGAAUUUACCCAUCAAAUUCAACCAAUUUUUAUGAAACUCUGCCUUACUCAUCCAAUCUUUCUCAUCAAUAUUCCUCUUUCCCUAAUCAAUUUUCCUGGAAUUCUUCGAGAAUUCCUCCUCCACCUCUUUAUGAGAAUUUCGAUUUCAAAGCUCUUCCAAGCCAGACCCUCGGCCUGAAUCUCAAUAUUAAAGAUUUCAACAACAUAAACACUACCCUUUACCACAACAGCAAUAGCCCCCCAUUUCACUCAACCUCAGGCUCAGGCUCAGGCUCAUUCUCAGCUUCGACCUCAUCCCUAUCAUCAUCUUCUUCCCCAAGUCUCUCUAUUGCCACUGAUCAUGAACUUGCUGGUUCAUCAGCUGCAGUAUCACGCAUGGAAAUGGAGGCCCCUGCAGUAGCUGAUGCUGACGACUCUGGCAUCACCACAAGCGGUGGAGAUGGAUUGCAUGCAGCAAUGGAUGAUGAGGAGAUGGCGGAGAUCAGAUCAAUCGGAGAGCAGCAUCAGAUGGAAUGGAAUGACACCAUGAAUUUGGUAACUUCGGCAUGGUGGUUAAAAUUCUUGAAGGCUGAAGAUGAUGAUGGAUACCACCUUCCAUUUGAUGAAGUCCUGGAGUUUCCGGCCUGGUUGAAUGCAAAUGAGGGCAGUUUUCAACAGCAUUUGAAUGAUUACUACUCAGCAGACUAUUUUCAAGAUCCUGCCUUGCCAUGCAUGGACAUUGGAGAAUUUGAAGGUUUUGAUGGUGAAUGGCUAGCUUGAGAGAAUGACAAGGAUUGAUGUUUUUUAUUUAAUCAAAUCUUUGGCUAUUUUUUUAUUUUCCAAUUCUUUACAUACUUUGUAUUCCUUCCUUCUAGUUUCCUUUCAUGUUGAGGAUACAAUAAAGGCUUUGCAAUAUAUAUUAAAUUUGGCAAGAGCCAAGGCCAUGGAAGAAAUAAUGAAGGAAGAGAAGAGAGGGGAGUGUCCUGCCUUUUGUCUUUUUGCAGCUUGAUAUUAUAUAUUGAAUAUUUGAUGCAGUUGUGUAAAUCUCAAUCUUUCAGGGAUGUGGUUCUUCCGCCAUAUUU